Capra hircus (goat) is the source of this 4722-nucleotide messenger RNA. RefSeq names its product transient receptor potential cation channel subfamily M member 8 (gene TRPM8). Gene Ontology annotation, biological process: calcium ion transmembrane transport. Gene Ontology annotation, cellular component: membrane. Bases 53 to 3367 code for a protein of 1104 amino acids. Gene Ontology annotation, molecular function: ligand-gated calcium channel activity. Lineage: Eukaryota; Metazoa; Chordata; Mammalia; Artiodactyla; Bovidae. The transcript is spliced from 26 exons. The record is from RefSeq and is a predicted model, not a curated record.
GGAUCCUUGGAGUAAAGCAGAUCCUGUCUGAUAAACUUCCACGGGAGAAGAGAUGUCCUUCAAGGGCGCACGGUUCAGCGUGAGGAAAAGGAGGAACGGCACGCCCGACAGCACCCGGACGCUGUACUCCAGCACGUCCCGGAGCACCGACGUGUCCUACACCGAGAGCGACUUGGUGAAUUUCAUCGAAGCAAAUUUUAAGAAACGGGAGUGCGUCUUCUUUACCAAAGAUUCCAAGGCCACGGAGAAUGUGUGCAAGUGUGGCUACGCCCAGAACCAACACAUAGAAGGCACCCAGGUCAACCAAAACGAGAAAUGGAAUUACAAGAAACACACAAAGGAACUUCCCACCGAUGCUUUCGGAGAUAUUCAGUUUGAGACUCAGGGGAAGAAAGGGAAGUAUAUCCGACUGUCCUGCGACACGGACGCGGAAACGCUGUACGAGCUGCUGACCCAGCACUGGCACCUGAAAACACCCAACCUGGUCAUUUCCGUGACUGGCGGCGCCAAAAACUUCGCCCUGAAGCCGCGCAUGCGCAAGAUCUUCAGCCGCCUGAUCUACAUCGCGCAGUCGAAAGGUGCGUGGAUUCUCACUGGAGGCACCCACUAUGGGCUGAUGAAGUUCAUCGGGGAGGUGGUGAGAGAUAACACCAUCAGCAGGAAUUCGGAGGAGAACAUUGUGGCCAUUGGCAUCGCCGCUUGGGGCAUGGUCUCCAACAGGGACACCCUCAUCAGGAAUUGUGAUGUGGAGGGAUAUUUUUCAGCUCAGUACAUUAUGGAUGACUUCAAGAGAGACCCUCUGUACAUCCUGGACAACAACCACACCCACCUGCUGCUUGUGGACAACGGCUGCCAUGGGCACCCCACAGUGGAGGCAAAGCUCCGGAAUCAGCUGGAGAAGUACAUCUCUGAGCGCACGAUUCAAGAUUCCAACUACGGUGGCAAGAUCCCCAUUGUGUGUUUUGCCCAAGGAGGUGGGAAAGAGACUUUGAAGGCCAUCAAUACCUCCGUCAAAAGUAAAAUCCCCUGCGUGGUGGUGGAAGGCUCGGGGCAGAUCGCUGAUGUGAUCGCGAGCCUGGUGGAGGUGGAGGACGUCCUGACGUCAUCCAUCGUCAAGGAGAAGCUGGUGCGCUUCCUGCCGCGCACCGUGUCCCGGCUGCCUGAGGAGGAGACCGAGAGUUGGAUCAGAUGGCUCAAAGAAAUUGUCGAAAGUUCUCACCUAUUAACAGUUAUUAAAAUGGAAGAAGCAGGGGAUGAAAUUGUGAGCAAUGCGAUCUCCUAUGCAUUGUAUAAAGCCUUUAGCACCAAUGAACAAGAUAAGGAUAACUGGAAUGGGCAGCUUAAGCUUCUGCUGGAGUGGAACCAGCUGGACAUAGCCAAUGAUGAGAUUUUCACCAAUGACCGCCGAUGGGAGUCUGCUGACCUUCAGGAAGUCAUGUUUACAGCUCUUAUAAAGGACAGACCCAAGUUUGUCCGCCUCUUUCUGGAGAAUGGCUUGAACCUGCGGAAGUUCCUCACCAAUGACGUCCUCACCGAGCUCUUCUCCAAUCACUUCAGCUCCCUGGUGUAUCAAAACCUGCAGAUCGCCAAAAAUUCCUAUAAUGAUGCCCUCCUUACCUUUGUCUGGAAACUGGUUGCUAACUUCCGAAGAGGCUUCCGGAAGGAAGACAGGAAUAGCAGAGAUGAAAUAGACCUAGAGCUCCAUGAUGUAUCUCCUAUCACUCGGCAUCCCCUGCAAGCGCUCUUCAUCUGGGCCAUUCUUCAGAACAAGAAGGAGCUCUCCAAAGUCAUUUGGGAGCAGACCAGGGGCUGCACUCUGGCCGCCCUGGGGGCCAGCAAACUUCUGAAGACUCUGGCUAAGGUGAAGAAUGACAUCAACGCUGCAGGGGAGUCGGAGGAGCUGGCAAACGAGUACGAGAGCCGAGCAGUGGAGCUGUUCACAGAGUGUUACAGCAGCGACGAGGACUUGGCGGAACAACUCCUGGUCUAUUCCUGUGAAGCCUGGGGUGGAAGCAGCUGUUUGGAGCUGGCGGUGGAGGCAACCGACCAGCAUUUCAUUGCCCAGCCCGGGGUCCAGAAUUUUCUUUCCAAGCAGUGGUAUGGAGAGAUUUCCCGAGACACCAAGAACUGGAAGAUUAUCCUGUGUCUGUUUAUUAUACCCUUGGUUGGCUGUGGCUUGGUAUCAUUUAGGAAGAAGCCCCUGGACAAGCACAGGAAGCUCCUGUGGUACUACGUGGCCUUCUUCACCUCCCCGUUCGUAGUCUUCUCCUGGAACGUGGUCUUCUACAUCGCCUUCCUCCUGCUCUUCGCCUACGUGCUGCUCAUGGAUUUCCACUCUGUGCCCCACGCCCCGGAGCUGGUCCUCUACGCGCUAGUCUUCGUCCUGUUCUGUGAUGAAGUGAGACAGUGGUGUGUGAACGGCGUGAAUUACUUUACCGACCUGUGGAAUGUCAUGGAUUCACUUGGGCUUUUCUACUUCAUAGCGGGAAUCGUGUUUCGGCUCCACCCUUCUAACAAAACCUCACUGUACUCGGGACGAGUGAUUUUUUGCCUGGAUUACAUUAUAUUCACCCUAAGGUUGAUUCACAUUUUCACGGUCAGCAGAAAUUUAGGACCCAAGAUUAUAAUGUUGCAGAGGAUGCUGAUCGACGUGUUCUUCUUCCUGUUCCUCUUUGCCGUGUGGAUGGUGGCCUUCGGUGUGGCCAGGCAGGGGAUCCUUAGACAGAACGAGCAUCGCUGGAGGUGGAUCUUCCGCUCAGUCAUCUAUGAGCCCUACCUGGCCAUGUUUGGCCAAGUGCCCAGUGAUGUGGACGGCACCACGUACGACUUCUCCCACUGCACCUUCACCGGGAAUGAGUCCAAGCCCCUGUGCGUGGAGCUGGACGAGCACAACCUGCCCCGCUUCCCCGAGUGGAUCACCAUCCCCCUGGUGUGCAUCUACAUGCUGUCCACCAACAUCCUGCUGGUCAACCUGCUGGUCGCCAUGUUCGGUUACACCGUGGGCACAGUCCAGGAAAACAAUGACCAGGUCUGGAAGUUCCAGAGGUACUUCCUGGUGCAGGAAUACUGCAGCCGCCUCAACAUCCCCUUCCCCUUCGUGGUCUUCGCCUACUUCUACAAGGUGGUCAAGAAGUGCUUCCGGUGCUGCUGCAGAGAGAGGAACACGGAGCCCUCCGCCUGCUGUUUCAGAAAUGAAGACAACAUGACUCUGGCAUGGGAGGGUGUCAUGAAAGAAAAUUACCUCGUCAAGAUCAACACAAAAGCCAGCGACUCGUCAGAGGAAAUAAAGCAUCGUUUUAGACAGCUGGAUACAAAGCUUAAUGACCUCAAAGGUAUUCUGAAAGAAAUUGCUAAUAAAAUCAAAUAAAAGCGCAUGGACUCUGAUGGAGAAAAAUUUAAUUCUAGCAAGGUCGCAUCAGACGUCUACAUGGCGAAGAUUCAAGGGAUCCUGCUGAACAGUUGCAUCUUGACAACAGCUGUGUUCCUGACUAAGCGAGAAUUGUUCAGGCCCCUGGGUGCACCGUGAUGGCUUUAAUCGCUCCAGUGUGCUCAGUCUGAGGAUAAAAUAUGUCCCCGAUUUCACUCAAGAAGACGAAUGUAAAGGAAGAACAUUUCCUGCCCGUGCUUACCCCCAGGCCGCCCUGUUGUUCUCCGCGGCAUCUCCGGGGCCAGAACCUCUGUGGAUGGUCUGGGCUGCGCGGUGUUCUCCCGUUUCCUCCUCUUGUCCUCCUUGGACCCAUGCAUGUUAGGGAACAUCUCUCCUAGGAAUAGCAGCCUGGUCCUGCUUUCUCUCCUGGAUCCUCACUUUGUCUUCAACUGAUUCUCUUUUGUUUCCUUUUUUUUUUUUUUGUAUUAUGUGACUAAUUAGCUGUCAUAGUGUUAAACGUUUCUGCAGUCAGGUCAGAUUCUAAGAAGUGCUACAGCUAGAGGAAUCUACUUUUUUUCAGGAGAAACUCUUAUCAUUGUUCUCUAUGAUUUUAAUCAUUAAAGCAGAUGAUAAAGCAUCGUCUUCCUGCAUGUGCCCCAGGAACCCCACUUGACGGAAGUACCCCCUUCCCAGCAGUGUGAAAAGGCACCUGAAGACGACCUCCCCAGAGGCUCGUCUGAUUUUGUUUUCACUGAGUGUCCCUCUUGCUUAUUGUUUUCCCAUUAUAAAUAAUUCAUGGGUGUGAUCGGAAAUUCCUGGGUAUUAUACAAAACGUAGACUAUGAGGAAAGUAGAAAAUAUAAACAGUCUCACUAUGUGAAGAUAAUCACUGCUAACAAGUCAGGGUGUUUUUCCAGGUCUGUUUUUUUUUUUCUCUAUGCAUGUUUUAUGUCUUUUAAAAAUUUUAUAUAAAGUCAGCAUACCACAUAUACAUUUUACAUAAGCUUUUUCACUUACUAUUUUAUCCAAGAUGUAGUCUUUAUAUACAGCCUUAAACUUUACAUUAGCACUUGCAUGCUAAUCAGUCUCUAAUGAUUUCCGCUAUGUUGGUCACGGAAGGUGGUUUCUUGUUGGCCAGUGGGGUGAGCAUCUAUGUGUAUGAAUCUUUUUCCACAGUUGGGAAAAUUUCCCAUGGCUAGAUUCCCAGGAAUAUGUACUUCUUGUCAAACUAUUUCUGAGGUUAUUUUCAGAAAUGUUUAGCAAAUAGGAAUUGUUAGCUUGAAAUCAGUUCAGUUCAGUUGCUCAGUUGUGUCCAACUCUUUGCGGCCCCAUGGACUGCAGCAUGCCAGGCCUCCC